AUGCCGACAUUAGCAGCCAUAGACGUCUCGGUCUGUGACGACCAGAUAAGCCUCGUCUUUUCGCACCGCGCCCUCGCCGCCGCCUACGCCGCUUACCUCGAAGCCGAAGAUUCGCGGCCGCCCUAUGCGCAGGCUGUGCCAGGCUACCGACGACUUGCCGUGUUUCAUGCCGCCUCCAAAGAAGUCACACUAGCCAUGCCCAGCUUCCUCACCUGGUUCAUCACCAUGCGGCAACCGGAUGACGAAGACAGCGUAACAUUUACUUUCUCAGACGAGGAUGAGGAGCAAGCCAGGGCGUGGGCAGAGAGCGUGGUUCUUUUCGAGCCCCCGGUGCCGCCGGGAACGGUGUACGAUUUGGAGGACGGUGUUAGGCAGCUGCAUGUCAAGAGGCUGUGGAACAGGGGGAAGUUGUUGCAGAGGCUGGAGGAGCUGAAGAAG
Molecule: messenger RNA, 438 nt
Organism: Neurospora tetrasperma FGSC 2508
Lineage: Eukaryota; Fungi; Ascomycota; Sordariomycetes; Sordariales; Sordariaceae
Exons: 1
Source: RefSeq, a predicted model, not a curated record